CAUAGCGGUGGAAUUUUGUUUUUGGCGCUUCAAUCUCUCUUAUAACUCACAAUUCAGACACAACCCAAAUCUUUCUUACAUAUAAAUAUAUCAGAGGACACAUCUUAUGUGUUCAAAUUAAGAACUUCUUAUUUCUUGAAUUCCUUCACUCAAUCUCUUUGCUUCAUCUCAAAACCAUUUUAAGCAGUCCUACGAUUCCUUUCUUAUUCUGUUCUGGAAAAGUGCAAAAAAAAGUUGGUGAUGGGUGAUCACUUUGUGCUGUUGGUGGAUAGAUUGAUAACAGAAUCAACAUUGGAAGCUGCUAUUAGAAGCAGAAAUCAGUUGAUGGUUGCAGCAGAAGCGGCUGUUCUUGAAACUAAAAUUGAUAUAUCUCCAAAAAGUUUGGAAUUUGGAGAUGCUGGGAAAAUAGUGGAGUGCAGGAUUUGCCAGGAUGAGGAUUAUGAUUCCAAUAUGGAGACGCCUUGCUCUUGCUGUGGCAGCCUCAAGUAUGCUCACCGUAGAUGCGUACAGAGAUGGUGUAACGAGAAGGGUAAUACCAUGUGCGAGAUAUGCCAUCAGCAAUUCAAGCCUGGGUAUACAGCUCCACCACCGUUGUUUCAAAUCGGACAUCUUCCGAUGAAUUUCAGAGGAAAUUGGGAGACCUCUAGAAGGCAUGUAGACGGUCGACCCGUUAUUGCAAUGGUGUCAAGUCACCAUAAUUUUCUUCAUCCCGAGUAUGAAGAAGAGUACAAUUCUGCUUCAGCAGGAAACUUUAUCUGCUGUCGUACAGCUCUUAUAACUUUCAUGGUUCUUUUAAUUCUACGACAUACUCUACCAAUCAUCCUCGACAGAGCAGAUGAUAUUUCUUUUCCAUUGCUAAUGUUGUUAUUUUUGCGAAUUGGGGGGAUUGUUCUUCCGAUAUAUGUUAUGGUGAGAGCAGUUGCUGCUCUACAGCGUCGCCGCUGUCAACAGGAGCCUCCAAAUUUGGAUUUCAUUAUGCCUGAUGAAGAUUCCGAGCAAUCAACAAUACAGGCUCAGCCACGAACAAGCAAUGUUCCUUAGGCCGUGUCAAAACUUCAACAGAAAGUUUGGAAUUUACUCUGGAAAUACAGAAGCAGGUUUUAAGCAUAUGUAUGAUAAUGAAUGAUUGUCCAGUUUCUGUUGCUCGUCGUCUACUUACUUUGUACAGUCAGACAUAUCCAACUGUAUAUACAAAUGUCUAUACGAAGAAGAAUACCAAAUUAUCAAUGAAGAUAUAGUCAUUUCAUCA
Molecule: messenger RNA, 1249 nt
Organism: Mercurialis annua (annual mercury)
Lineage: Eukaryota; Viridiplantae; Streptophyta; Magnoliopsida; Malpighiales; Euphorbiaceae
Exons: 8
Coding region: 241-1041 (266 amino acids)
Biological process (GO): protein ubiquitination
Cellular component (GO): membrane
Molecular function (GO): zinc ion binding; ubiquitin-protein transferase activity
Source: RefSeq, a predicted model, not a curated record